Molecule: messenger RNA, 183 nt
Organism: Fusarium redolens
Lineage: Eukaryota; Fungi; Ascomycota; Sordariomycetes; Hypocreales; Nectriaceae
Exons: 2
Coding region: 1-183 (60 amino acids)
Source: RefSeq, a predicted model, not a curated record
AUGUCUAUCGCUCGAACUGCCACAAUUCGUGAGGCUGCGAAAAGCGAUCGCUCCAUGUCCAACAAUGAGAAGCGGCAGAUAGCUGAGGAGUUCAACGCCGCUAGGAGGGACCUUCAAGCUGCUUCUCAAGUGGCUAUGGCCACCGCGGCGCAAUCAACAUCCAUGUACCCUAGAAGUCUCUAG